AGAACCAUGAAAAGAAUAGAUGAUUAUGUGGAGUAUGUUCCAGUGGCGAAGCGGCGAGCAAUGGAAACUCAUAAGAUUCUUCAACGCAAGGUAAAGUCUUUCGGGCUUGAAGAGAAGUCAAAAGAGUUAAAGCUAGCUACUCAAGCAAACCCACAGUCGGAAAUAUCAAAUUUUGUUACUGAAGACAAACCAAGCAGACCUAGUCUCUUUGUUAAAUCAUUAGAGAUGAAGCAUGAGGCACCCCAAAUUACUUCAAUCCAGCAGAUGGUGCAACAAGAGAAAGAGAUUAUUGACAACUUAUCGAAUCGCAAAACACUAAUGUCAGUUGGUGAAUUGGCAAAGGGAAUCACUUAUACCGACCCUAUACCAACAGGUUGGAAGCCCCGAUUGCAUAUAAGAAGGAUGCCAAUGAAGCAAUGUGAUUUGAUUCGAAAGCAGUGGCAUAUCGAAAUUAGUGGUGAAGAUGUUCCACCUCCCAUUAAGAAUUUCAAGGGCAUGAGAUUUCCUGUACCGAUUUUGAAGACUCUAAAAGCCAAGGGUAUUGUCCAGCCAACACCCAUUCAAGUGCAAGGUCUUCCAGUGAUUUUAUCCCGGAGGGAUAUGAUUGGUGUUUCGUCUACCGGCUCAGGAAAGACAUUGGUUUUUGUGUUGCCAUUGAUUAUGGUUGCAUUGCAAGAGGAAAUUAGGAUGCCAAUUGUUCCUGGUGAAGGGCCAUUUGGAUUGAUCAUUUGCCCAUCGAGGGAGCUCGCAAAGCAGAUUUAUGAAGUGGUGGAAGAAUAUCUGGUUCCUAUGAGACAGGCUGGAUAUCCAAAGAUAAGGUCUUUCCUCUGUAUUGGUGGAGUGGAUAUGCGUUCGCAAUUGGACAUUAUGAAGGAAGGUGUUCAUAUAGUUGUUGCUACUCCUGGGAGAUUGAAGGACAUGCUGGCAAAGAAAAAAAUGAAUCUCAAUAAUUGCACAUAUUUAACUUUGGAUGAGGCUGAUAGAUUGAUAGAUUCGGGCUUUGAGGAUGACAUAAGACACAUUUUUGAUCACUUUAAAUCUCAAAGACAAACUCUCUUAUUUUCAGCCACCAUGCCCACAAAGGUUCUCAACUUUGCUAAAAGCGCUUUGGUAAAACCUGCCACCGUGAACGUGGGAAGACCUGGAGCUGCAAAUUUUGCUGUAAUUCAGGAGGUUGAGUAUGUGAAGCAAGAGGCCAAGUUUGUUUACCUUCUUGAAUGUCUACAAAAGACCGCACCACCUGUUAUAAUAUUCUGUGAAAACAAAGCUAAUGUCAAUGACAUUUAUAUAUAUCUUCUAAUAAAAGGAGUGGAUGCAGUGGGCCUUCAUGCGGGGAUGGAUCAGAAAGAGAGAGAGGAUGCCAUUUCUUCCUUCAAGAAAGGGAAGAAAGAUGUCUUGGUGGCCACUGGUGUUGUCUCAAAGGGUUUGGAUUUUUCGGAUAUUCAACAUGUCAUCAAUUUUGACAUGCCAGCACAGAUUGAAGACUAUGUCCACAGGAUUGGACGAACGGCAAGAUGUGGCAAGACUGGAAUAGCAACAACGUUUAUAAACAAAAAUCAAAGUGAGACAAUACUUCUUGAUUUGAAGCACCUCCUGCAAGAGGCAAAACAAAAGAUUCUACCCAUGUUGGCUGAGCUUAAUGAUCCAAUGGAAUUAGAUGCGGAUGCAAUUACAAAUGCGAGCGGGAUUAAGGGCUGCGUUUAUUGUGGCGGGCUUGGUCAUCGUAUCCAUGACUGCCCCAAACUGGAGCAUCAGAAAAGAAUGGCAAUUUCCAGCUCUAGAAGGGAUUAUUUUGGUUCUGGUGGGUACAGAGGGGAAAUAUGA
Molecule: messenger RNA, 1824 nt
Organism: Prunus dulcis (almond)
Lineage: Eukaryota; Viridiplantae; Streptophyta; Magnoliopsida; Rosales; Rosaceae
Product: DEAD-box ATP-dependent RNA helicase 35-like
Exons: 2
Coding region: 7-1824 (605 amino acids)
Biological process (GO): mRNA splicing, via spliceosome
Cellular component (GO): spliceosomal complex
Molecular function (GO): ATP binding; zinc ion binding; RNA helicase activity
Source: RefSeq, a predicted model, not a curated record